AAUACCCCCCAUCACCCUUCACUCUUCUUCACCACCACUUCACUCCUCUACUACUUUCCACUUUGCAUUAUCUUCUUCACCUUCAUCAACUUCCUCUGCUUUCUCUUUCCCCCUUUUUUUUUUCUUUUUCUAUUGAUCUAUUUUCUCCCAAAAACAAAAACAAAAAAAUGGCCAUUAAAAGAUCCAACAGAUUGCCUCAGACCGCCGUUCUCAAGCAAAUCCUCAAGAGAUGUUCAAGCUUGGGGAAGAAAAAUGGCUACGAUGAAGAUGGCCUUCCAUUAGAUGUACCAAAAGGCCAUUUUGCCGUUUAUGUGGGUGAAAACAGAACAAGGUACAUUGUUCCAAUCUCAUUCCUAACUCACCCUGAGUUCCAAUGCCUGCUUCGUCGAGCUGAAGAAGAAUUUGGUUUCGAUCACGAUAUGGGUCUUACGAUUCCUUGUGAAGAAGUAGUUUUCCGCUCUUUAACAUCAAUGCUCAGAUGAAAGAAAAAGGUCGAACAGCUUUAAGAGUGGUGUUUGCUUGGAGAGAAAAUAAAAAAAAGACGGCUUAAGAUGAAGCAGCAGCCCAACAACCCUUUCUCUGCUUCUCUUUUUUUUACCAUCUUUUUUCUUUUUCCCCAUUUGUCAUUCUUGAUGGUGAUCUUUGUUUCUCUAUUUUAUUUUUUUUAUUUUUUUUUUAGGGUGGUUGUGCUUUGAACCCCUUUUUGAUGGGGUUUUUUAUGACUCUAACUUGAAAUGUUUGAAACCCAAUUGGAAAAAUCUUAUUGGGUUUUUGGCAUUUGUAUAAAGUUUGAAAAUUUUCCUCACAGAGGUUGGGGAUCUAAUAUUAAAACCCUGUGAGAGAAAUAUUUUAAUGGUAAGGAAGCAAGAAUUAUUUGCAUGUUUAGCAAA
Molecule: messenger RNA, 890 nt
Organism: Ziziphus jujuba (common jujube)
Lineage: Eukaryota; Viridiplantae; Streptophyta; Magnoliopsida; Rosales; Rhamnaceae
Product: auxin-responsive protein SAUR50
Exons: 1
Coding region: 168-482 (104 amino acids)
Biological process (GO): response to auxin
Source: RefSeq, a predicted model, not a curated record